Drosophila erecta is the source of this 4757-nucleotide messenger RNA. It is a transcript of the gene sl, whose product is annotated as 1-phosphatidylinositol 4,5-bisphosphate phosphodiesterase gamma-1. Gene Ontology annotation, molecular function: protein binding; phosphatidylinositol-4,5-bisphosphate phospholipase C activity. The coding region runs from base 301 to 4011 and encodes 1236 amino acids. The transcript has 4 exons. NCBI's taxonomy places the organism in Eukaryota, Metazoa, Arthropoda, Insecta, Diptera, Drosophilidae. Gene Ontology annotation, biological process: phospholipid catabolic process; phosphatidylinositol-mediated signaling; positive regulation of epithelial cell migration. The record is from RefSeq and is a predicted model, not a curated record.
ACACUGGCAGUUUCCUUAACAGCUGGCUUAUCUUAUCUGCUUCUGUGGUAUUUUUUGGGUACAUUUUAAGUAUUGCAUUGUUAAACUCGGGUUCCUGAGUCCAGUGGCCGUGAUUUGUGCAUCAACCAGUUGGAAGAGAGGGAGCAGUUGAUCUGCGAAUAGUUCCACGCGCUGGAACCCAUAGUUUGCAUGCAUUGCAUUUAGUCUGGCGAUCGGUUGGCGUGGCGUGUGGAACAACCUGUGGCAGCCAGCGGGAAAGUACUGGAUUCGAUUGGAAUCAAGGCGUUCGGACGGGACAGGAUGAGCUGCUUUAGUGCGAUGAGUGCCCCGCUGCUGGGCGAGAUGGAACAGACCAUUGGGAUGCUGGAGCGCGGCACCAUCGUUACCAAGUUGUAUGGAAAACAGCGUCGUCCAGAUCGCCGCCACCUGAUGCUCAUCCGAGAAACCCGACAGCUGCUCUGGGCUACGGUGGCCAGCCAAACGCCACGCACCGACUACGAGGGCGCCAUACAACUGCGGGAGAUUCGCGAGAUACGGGUGGGCAAGCACUCCAAGGAGUUCCGCCUGUUUGCCGACGAUUGCCAGCGCUUCGAGUCCAGCAAAUGCUUUGUCAUUCUGCAUGGCAAUCAUUUCAAGCUGAAGAGCUUCUCGGUGGUGGCUCUGUCGGAGAUCGAGGCCGAUAAUUGGGUGCGGGGAUUGCGUUACAUGGUUAAGGACACUCUGGGAGCACCCUAUCCCUUGCAAAUUGACCGCUGGCUGCGUCGCGAGUACUACCAAAUCGAGAAUGUUAACACGCAUUCCGCCAAGGCCACGGAACAGUCGCCAGCCCAGGUGACAAUCAAGGACUUUAAGCUCUUUUUGGCGGGAGUUAGCUGUAAGAUGACCACCGGCAAGUUCAUGGAGCACUUUACCGAGGAUGUGCGGCGCAAGCACGAUCUCAAGUUUGACGAUUUCUCGCGGUUCUAUCAGAAGUUGCUGCUGCCUAACGGAUUUGCCGGCGUCUUGUCGGGAUCGGGAGUGGCCAACUUUCCCUAUUCGGAGGACCAACAGGUGGUACGGCCGAAUGAAUUGAAGCAGUUCCUGGAGACGGAGCAGCGCGAUGUGAGCGCCAGUGAGAUCAGUAACGCAGCCAUUGCCUCCUUCAUUCGGGACUUUGUUCAGGACGUGGAACGGGACGUCCAAGAGCCGUAUCUCACCUUCUCAGAGUUCGUAGACUUUCUGUUCUCCAAGCAGAACGACCUGUGGAACAGCAAAUACGACCAAGUGUUCAUGGACAUGAACUUGCCGUUGUCCUCCUACUGGAUCGCAUCGUCGCACAAUACCUACCUGACGGGGGAUCAGUUCUCUAGCGAAUCCUCCUGCGAGGCCUACGCCCGCGCCCUUCGCAUGGGUUGCCGCUGCAUCGAGCUAGACUGCUGGAACGGGCCCGACAACCUGCCCUAUAUAUUUCACGGCCACACCAUCACCUCCAAGAUCAAGUUCAUGGACGUCAUAAAGACGAUCAAGGACCACGCCUUCACCAGCUCCGAGUAUCCGGUGAUUCUGUCCAUAGAGCAGAACUGCUCCCUGGAGCAGCAGCGGAAUAUGGCGCAGGCCUUGAUCGAGGUUUUCGGCGAUAUGCUGCUUACGCAACCUUGUGAUCGGAACGAGCAGCACUUGCCCUCGCCAUACCAGUUGCGUCGCAAGAUAAUCCUGAAGCACAAGAAGUUGCCGCAGUUCGACGACAUCACCAAUGGGAUUUCUGGCACGGGUUCACUGGGCCAUAGAUCCUCGUUGGGAGGAGCGGGCGGCGGAGCACAUGGGGAGAACGAUGGCGAGAAUGUGCGCAAGGUGUUCAAGGAGGGAUUGCUCUACUUCAAGGAUCCGGUCGAUAAGUCCUGGAAUCUGUACCAGUUCGUUCUGACCCAUCAGGAGCUGAUCUACUCCUCUGAAAUCAACGAGUCACGCAACGGAAACUCGGAGGAUGAUGACUUUGGGCUUUCUUCUUCGUGUUCCCUGAACAGCAACAUGCAGCAAAAGCAGAAGGAUACCUCGGCCAACGAUGAGCUGCACUUUGGGGAGAACUGGUUCCAUGGAAAACUCGAAGGUGGCAGGAAGGAGGCGGAUGAUCUACUAAAGAAGUAUAAACAUUUUGGCGAUGGAACAUUUCUAGUUCGGGAAUCGGCAACGUUUGUGGGUGACUAUAGUCUCUCGUUUUGGCGACGAAAUCGCCCGAAUCACUGCCGCAUUAAGCUAAAGCAUGAAAAUGGAUCAAUCAAGUACUAUCUAGUGGAGAAUUUUGUGUUCGAUUCGCUAUACUCACUGAUCGUUUACUACCGCAAGAAUAUGCUACGUAGCUCUGAGUUUUCGAUUAUACUAAAGGAGCCUGUUCCGCAGCCGAAAAAGCACGAGGAUCAGGAGUGGUUCCACCCGAACACCACCAAGGAGCAGGCCGAACAGGGCCUAUACAGGCUGGAAAUUGGUUCGUUUCUGGUGCGGCCAUCGGUGCAGAGCAUUAACGCUUUCGUCAUAUCCUUUACAAUCAAUCGGAAGAUCAAGCACUGCCGCAUUAUGCAGGAGGGACGUUUGUACGGCAUCGAUACGAUGAAUUUUGAGUCUCUGGUCUCGCUGAUCAACUACUAUACCCGAAACCCACUCUAUCGCAAUGUUAAGCUCAGCCAUCCGGUUUCUCAGGAGCUGCUGCGUCAGGCGCUAGCGGAGGCCGCCCAGGGCGAUCACAGUGGCAGCCACGACGACAACGGUGCCUCCAACUAUAUGGGCUCCAACCUGGAGGAGCACGUCACCUGCAAGGCCCUCUACAGCUACAAGGCGAACAAGCCAGAUGAACUCUCGUUUCCCAAGCAUGCCAUCAUAACGAAUGUCCAGAGGGACAACUCAAUGUGGUGGAUUGGGGAUUACGGGGGCAUGAUAAAGAAGCAUCUGCCGGCAAACUACGUUAAGGUUAUCGAUUCUACCACGGAGGAUUAUAACUCGUUGAACGAAGAAGGUACGGAUGGACGCACCGAUUCCAUUGAGAUUUUCGGAGCUGUUGCCUCGCUCUUCGAGUCCAACGAUCCGGGUAUUAUCUUCAAGCUGCAGAUACAAACGCCAACGAUGCAGAAUCCGUUUGUGAUUGGCUUCGACAACCAGGAGACGGCGUACGAGUGGAUAAAGGCAAUCCAGGAGGCAGCGCUCAUUGCCAGUCAGGUGGCAUCGGAGAGACGGAAAAAGGAGCGCACUGCCCGGGUGGCCAAGGAGAUGUCCGACCUGAUUAUCUACUUCCGCAGUGUGCCGUUCCGCGAACACUCGUGGAUAUUUCAGGAAAUGUCGAGUUUUCCAGAAACCAAGGCGGAAAAGCAGUUCUUCCAGCAGAACACACAACUGUUUCUCUCCUACCAUCGCAAUCAGAUCAGCAGAGUGUACCCGAAGGGUCAACGCUUGGACUCGUCGAACUUCAACCCCAUGCCAUUCUGGAAUAUAGGGUCACAGAUGAUCGCACUGAACUAUCAGACUGGCGAUAAGGCCAUGCAGCUUAAUCAGGCCAAGUUCCGAAACAAUGGACAAUGUGGCUAUAUCUUAAAGCCGUCGUUCAUGAAGUCUGAUAGCUUCAAUCCGAACAAUCCGCUGUGCGAUGGCCUAAGCGAAGUGAAAGUUAGCGUACGGCUGAUAGCCGCACGUCAUCUAUUUCGGGGCGGCAAAUCGAACAAUCCGCAGAUCGUGGUCGAAAUAGUCGGCGCUAGCUAUGAUUCAGGCGUUAAGUACCGCACCAAAGUCAAUGAGAAUGGUUUCAAUCCGGUGUGGAAUGAAUCGUGCGAGUUUAACGUGCGCAAUCCACAGUUCGCGAUUCUUCGCUUCGAAGUGCAGGACGAGGAUAUGUUCGCCGAGACGCACUUCAUCGCCCAGGCGUGCUAUCCGCUGACCUGCAUUCGCCAGGGCUAUCGCAGCGUCAUCCUGCGAAAUAAGUUCAGCGAAGAGCUGGAACUAUCGUCCCUGCUGAUCAACAUCAAGAUUGCAAAUGCCACUUCCCCGUAGGAGGAUUGUUAAGUUAGCUGGACCAUUAAUAUGUUUAGAGUGCAAACGAUGAUUCCAAAUCUAUAUGUACAUUGUGAAAUCAAUGUGCCUUGAAGGAAAGCAAAGCUUUUUCACAGAAGCAAUUUAUCAAACACUGUACAUUAGACCAUUUCAUCAAACUAUGACCUGAUUCUCCCACUCAUAACCAUCUAAAAACUUAAGCUCUGAAACGUAUGAUUUGGAUUUAGAUUAUGUUCUAUACACAUCAGCAGUUAUGGUAGUUCAUACUAUGCAGUGAGUAUUCAAAUAGUAAUUGGAACCAUAAAUUCGAAACUCCUGGAACUGAAAUCAAGAUUUUGUAAUCCCUGCGUAUAUUCUAUACUUUUCACAACAAUAAGCGUAGAAGUCUGUUGUUCUCUAAAUGUUUUGUUCAGGAGAACAAAAUAUUACGGAUAAGUCUUAACUAUCCGUCACCUCAUUUAAUAAUAAGCAAACCAGAAUGAUUUCAUUUCGAUUUAAGGAACUGUUUCCAUUUGGUUUUACUAUCAAAAGUUUUACAUCAAGCUGAUUCAAAAAUAAGAAACAAUCCCCAAACAGCUCAAAUGGAAUCAAUUUGAUAUUCAGUUUCAGAACAUUUUUAGUCCCUUUACAGCUGAUCAGCUUUUUAUAAGUAUUAUAUUACAUUCUUCUUAAAGACUUUUAAUUGAAGAAAAUAGACCACUUGUGAGCACAUAAGCAUAUUGAUUAGCUAUCAUUUGUGACCACCC